AUUAGAGAUUUUGCUAUUUACAACGGCUGGAUAUUAUGUGUCAUUUUGUUUGGUCAACAAUGUGGACACCUACGAUCGCGUUGCUUUUCAUGUGUUCUCAUUGUUUUGUGCGCAGCCUCGACUCCAACCAAAUCCGAUCCUCUAAAGAAGCGAUGGAUCUAUUGGAACAGGUGGACCCGCACAAUGGAACGAUGGGUGUACAGAAUAAUGUGAACACACGUCGCAGGGCAGAUACAUCUUCUACUCGCCAUCACACCAGGCCAUCUUGUCCUGAUCAAGAAUGCAAUCCGUCAACGAGAAUUACCUGCAAUGGAUCUCAGAAAAAGAACCAGAGUAAAGAAAUACUUGCUCAUGAUGAUGACGACAACAAAAGGAAAGUUGCAGUGAUGGCCACAUGCGUGCGCUCUGGAGACUGUGAGGCAGGACUGUGCUGCGUCCGCUAUUUAAAAGAGAAGAAAUGUCAACGCAUCCCAAAGGAGGGAGAGAUCUGCCUCCUGCGAGGAGGACGCUCUAAACAGCGGAGAAAUCUUGACCUUGACCGCUGCAACUGUGCAGUCGGGCUAACCUGUCGUGCCCAGGCUGAAAGCCCCAAAAACCAAGGAGUUUGUAUCCCCAGACUGAGAGAGAACAGGAGGAGUACAAGACACUCAGGCAAGAGGCGUAAUGCCGAGAGAAGAUGUGGAUGACUUAAGCCUUUCUUUCACUCAAAACUUUUGACUCAAUAAUCUACUUUUCUGCCAWUCUUUGUUUUAAAUGUUAAAGGCUAAAUGCAAGUUAGGCUUUUGUAAAUGUAUAUUUAAUUCCAUACAUGCUCCGGUGGUCUACACUUUGUUUUUAUUUGAGCCCCUCACCUAAUCUUAUUCAUCUUUAACAGACAAAUCCGCACAUUUCAUAACUUCCUUGAGUUUAAUGGCAUCUGGUACCAUCUCUCAAAUGGUCCAGACCUCAUCAUCACAAUGUCCACUAGUGCCAUCUACUGGUACUGGAUGAAGAUUAUAAGCAACAAAUUGACAAUAUUUGAAAAGGGUCCGAGGCUAGGGUUUUGUAGCCUGGAAUCCACACUGACCGUUUCAAUAUUGUUUCAUGUCAUUGAUUCAGUCUGGACCUGCUCCAAGAGGGACUCUUGGGCCUAAAUAGAAAAUAGCCAGUCCAGUCAGUGACCGAUCAGAAUCUAAAAGUGGGUUUAACACAAAACCCCAUGUGGCAAAAUGCUGCACUUUAAAGGCCAGGUAGCACAUAAUGGGCCUUGUCAUAUAUUGAUGUAGUUGGUGCUGUAUAUUAACUAAUAUAACUGAGUUCUAACUAGAACAAAAUCUUUGUUAGUUUACAAUUAUACAACUUUUGUUCCCGCAUAUAAAAACCACGAAGACUGCCGGAAAGGCCCGAACGCAAGAUCGUAAUUUCUAUGACUCACACGGUGAAGAACAUAACAUUUUAUAGCUUGUAGCCUACUGUUCAUGGAGAACUGGUGUGCAUGAGUGGCACUUCACUUUUUAGUAUGGAAAACAGCUGUGACAUUAUUGAUCCUAAGAUCAAAAUGUUAUUUGUGUAAUGAAAAUGAA
Messenger RNA from Salvelinus sp. IW2-2015, 1562 nucleotides. RefSeq names its product dickkopf-related protein 4. Lineage: Eukaryota; Metazoa; Chordata; Actinopteri; Salmoniformes; Salmonidae. The record is from RefSeq and is a predicted model, not a curated record.